Messenger RNA from Lecanosticta acicola, 1289 nucleotides. The record is from the annotation of a GenBank genome assembly. Lineage: Eukaryota; Fungi; Ascomycota; Dothideomycetes; Mycosphaerellales; Mycosphaerellaceae.
AUGGCCUUCCUCUUUGGGCGGAAUCGCCCACCCAGACCGCAAGAUGUCGUCAAGUCGGCCAAAGAGCUGCUGCAGAGAUUGAUACGGGAAGAGGGUCAGGGCUCGAAGGUGAGCGCAGCAAGAGAUGCAGGAGGUGUAUGUCCUGGGGCUAAUGAGGACAGAUCGAGGAGGAACUUGCUCGAACAUUGGCCCAGAUGAAGAUCACCCUCCAAGGCACCCCCGAGGCGGAAACGAAUCCAGACCAGGUCUUGCAGAUGGUCGCAGCGAUCUUGAACGAGAGUCUUCUACCACUUCUCGUCGACAACAUCUACCGCCUACCGUUCGAAGCUCGCAAGGACACGCAGACGAUCAUCUCGAAUGUCUUCCGGUUUAGAGCGCCGGAAAGCAGUUCGAGUGAACCGGAUGCAUUGAAAGAGGUGCUUGUACGCCAGCCCGAGAUCAUAGUCGCCCUGUGCAACGGAUACGAACGGCGAGAAAGUGCAUCGCCUUGCGGAGGCAUAUUGAAAGAGGCGCUCAAGUGGGAUGCAGUCGCAGCGGUAAUCCUGUACGACGAGCCACUGCCCAACGGGAAGACGGUCAACAUCUUCUCAGAGGUCGACACCACUUCUCAAUCAUCGGGCAAUGGCGUCUUCUGGAAGUUCUUCAGAUGGAUCGACAAGUCCAGUUUCGAAGUAAGCGCGGACGCAUUCGAUUGUUUCCGCAUGAUUCUCACGAAACACAAAGCCCUCGUGGCACAAUACAUCAACACCAACUUUGACAUGUUCUUCACCAAGUACAACGACAUCCUCAUCAAGUCCGAGAGCUAUGUGACGAAACGCCAGUCGAUCAAAUUGCUGGGAGAGGUAUUGCUGGAUCGCCAGUUCUACGAGGUCAUGUGCCGUUACGUCGAGUCGGGCGACAACUUGAAGCUCAUAAUGUGGCAAUUGAAAGACGACCGACGAAUGGUGCAGUACGAGGCAUUCCACGUGUUCAAAGUAUGGAUCCGACAUCAUUGGAGGUGGCACUUGACUGACGAGCAUGGACAGAUCUUUGCGGCGAACCCGAAUAAGUCGGUCGAAGUACAGAAAUUCCUGAUCAUGAACAAACAACGACUCCUCAAGUUCCUCCCCAAAUUCUUGGACGAUCGGACCGAUGACGACCAAUUUAACGACGAAAAGGCCUGGCUGGUAAAGGCGAUUGGGAACUUGCCGGAUACCACAAGCGGGAUCCGAUCGCCCAGCAAUUCGCAACAGCAGGGCAAUGGAGCGAGCGUCCAGUCGACGAACAGUGCUGCGCAAGUACGAUCGUGA